This is a messenger RNA of Lactuca virosa, 3500 nucleotides long. Lineage: Eukaryota; Viridiplantae; Streptophyta; Magnoliopsida; Asterales; Asteraceae. The record is from the annotation of a GenBank genome assembly.
GCAUGAAUCUCCGACUCGUCCUCCUACUUUCGCGGUGCACGCUUAGAACUUCAACGAUCUUCACAAUCGUACCCGGUGCAUCGAAGACCAAACAAAAGAAGAAAGAGAAAAAUUGCUUGUGUUUUUUGCUUCGCGCUUGUUGAUGGGUCUCUCUCUUUUUGUUUCAAAUUCCAUCAGAUUCCCAAACCAAGUGCCUACAUCACUUAAUGAUGCCAAGACGAGAACAUGUGUUAUAGAGUGGCUGAAUAGCACUCUUCCCAGUUUGAAUCUACCAGUGAAUGCUUCAGAUGAGGAGUUGAGAAGUUUUGUAGCUGAUGGUACUAUUCUGUGUCGACUGAUGAACAAGCUUAGACAAGGACCUGUUAUUGAGUAUGGCAAUCCUCAUCAUUCGUCAGAAGCACAAUCAGAUAAUGUAAAAAAGUUUCUUGCAGCCAUGGAUGACAUGAAUCUACCCCAUUUUAAUAGCUCGGAGCUAGAGAAGGGGUCCAUGAAAAUAGUGUUGGAAUGCCUUUUAACGCUUAAAGCACAUUUCAUGACAAAGGCUGCGGUAGUAGGCAGUCCUAAUGCCACGUCACCAAAAAGCUGGGGAAGCGAGUCUGUGUCUGUAUCAAAAUGGAAACAUCAACAUGCAGUAGAUGAGCGCAGUGAAACCAGUGAUAGUUACCAAGAAGAUGUAUCUCCUCGAAGAUUUCACCGGGCUUUACGCAGCCCUAUGAUGUCCGAGGCUACUAGUGCCAUGAUGCAUCAUGCUGGACAUAGAUUUCAUGAAGUGUUUCAGAUGAAACAUGGUGGCUAUUCUGAUCUUCCUGCAGCAAAAAUCUCAGAGUUGAUGAAAUCUAACAGUUUGGAUAUUGCCCCUACACAGUCGCUUCUAAGCAUGGUAAAUGGGAUUCUAGACGAAAGCAUCAGCAGGAAGAGUGGUGAAAUACCUCAUCGUGUUGCUUGCCUCAUGAGGAAAGUCGUGCAGGAGAUUGAACGGCGUAUUUCCACUCAAGCUGAGCAUCUACGAACUCAAAACAAUCUUUUCAAAACACGUGAGGAGAAAUACCAGUCGCGGAUUAGAGUUCUUGAAGCCCUUUCAAACGGGAACAAUGGAGAGUCAAAGGCGGUGCUCAAUCACUUUGAUCAAAUGAAGAUGAUGAUGAGCCCAUUUGACCAGGUAAAGGUUGAUGUGACAAGAACAGGAAGUGGCAAGAAGGGCGUAGUUUUGCAGCCUGAAAAGAUGAAUUUGCCUAUGGAAAAGAAAAUUGAGGAUCACGAAUUGGAAGAAAUAAUAAAAGAGAAGGAUAGCAGAAAUGCUGAAAUUGCAGAUUUGAAGCAAGAACUUGAGAAUGCUAGAAAAGCACAUCAAGAAUACUGCUCACAAAUAGAAGCAAGUGCUAGAAAGACUCAACAAGAUCUUGAGAAAAAAUUAAAGGAGUUUGAAGAUCAUCUGAAUGAUUCAAAGAAGAAUGUGCAAGAGCUUGAGGCUAAAUCUCGGUCAAAAAGUCAAUGGUGGAACAAAAAAGAACACAUUUACAAAACAUUUACAGAAUUCCAACUUGGUGCAUUGAAGGAACUAAGAUUUGCUUCUCAAUCAGUCCGUCAGGAAAUUUUAAAAACUCAAAAGAGCUACUCCGAGGAUUUUGAUCAAUUAGGGACAAAGCUUAAAGUAAUGCAAGAUGCAGCAGAAAGCUAUCAAGCAGCCAUUAAUGAAAACAAGAAGCUAAACAAUGAAAUUCAAGAACUAAAAGGAAAUAUCCGGGUUUACUGUCGAAUAAGACCGUUUCUUCCUGGUCAAAAGGAAAAAAAAUCAAUUAUUGAUUAUAUCGGUGAAAAUGGGGAGCUAAUUGUUGCUAAUCCCUCCAAACCAGGGAAAGAAAGUCGCAGGAAUUUCAAGUUCAAUAAGGUCUAUGGUCCACGUGCUACUCAAGCUGAGGUGUAUGGAGAUAUACAACAACUGGUGCAAUCGGUUUUAGAUGGCUACAAUGUGUGUAUAUUUGCAUAUGGUCAAACUGGAUCCGGGAAAACCUACACAAUGAGUGGGCCUGACAAAGGAUCUCCAGAAGAAUGGGGAGUCAUUUAUCGCGCUUUAAAUGAUCUUUUCAAAAUAUCUCAAAGUAGAAGCACUUACAAAUAUGAUGUGAGGGUUCAAAUGGUUGAAAUAUAUAAUGAACAGCAUCUUAUGUUAAUCCUUGACUUGCGCACACUUGGGAUUUUAGCAACCACACAAAGCAGUUUAGCUGUCCCGGAUGCUAAUGUGCGCCAGGUCAGCGAUCCAGCUGAUGUUUUGGGGUUAAUGGAAAUUGGAUUUAAAAACCGAGCUAGAAGAUCUACUUCCAUGAAUGAAAGAAGCAGCCGAUCACACAGUGUUGUAACGAUCCAUGUUCACGGAACGGAUCUGAAGGAUGGUGCCUCGUUGAAUGCUGGUCUUCAUUUGGUAGAUCUCGCGGGAUGCGAAAGAGUAGAUCCUACUGAUGUCGUUGCCGACCGACUCAAGGAAGCACAACAUAUUAACAAGUCUUUAGCUGCCCUUGGUGAUGUCAUCUUCUCCUUGUCAGCAAAAAGUGUUCAUGUUCCAUUCAGAAAUAGCAAGCUUACUCAGGUCCUUCAAACCUCUCUAGGUGGUCAAGCAAAGACACUUAUGUUGGUGCAGCUAAACCCAGAAGUACCUUGCUAUAGUGAAAGUUUGAGUACAUUAAAGUUUGCUGAACGGGUUUCCGGAGUGGAGUUGGGCCCUGCUCGCAGUUGCAAAGAGGGCAGUAAUAUCAAGGAAUUAAUGGAACAGGUGAGUUCUCUAAAAUACACAAUUGCAAAAAAAGAUGAGGAGAUUGAGCGACUACAAGGUGUUAAAGAUAAGAAAAAUACAGGCGCCGAUAAACGUUCAUCGAAGUACGGGUCUUCUCCCCCAACUCCGAGUUCCAAAGGUGGAGCUUCUCCACGCAACAGCAACGUAAAGUCUUCCAUUGGUGCCGCAAAGGUAAACCGAUCCGAAAAUAGUCGUAGGUCACUGGACGGCACCGCCUAUAAACCUCCUACCACUCGAAGAGAUGGCUCCUUCCGGCACUCAAUUAGUCAUGCCGCCGAAGACCUUGAUAUUUACUCCGCGUCUGCUGACAGCAGCCCCUCAAGUGAAGGUUCAAAAUCAUCCCACACCUCAAACAAGCCAAAAUCAGGUGCCAAGAGUUCUCGCCCACUGUCAAAGAUAUCAAAGGACCUUCCUAAAGCUGCAAAAGGCCUGUUCAAAUCACCAAGCGGUAGUAGUUUGACCGGCAAAAGUUCCUCCAAGAGAUGGUGAUAAAAUAGAUAGUAAAUAUAACCCUUCAUACUUAUUAUACACAUCUUUCCCUUUGUUUUUCUUUUAACCCUUGUCUUGUUAUCUUUUUAAAGAUUCCCUUAAUUGGCAUUUUAGGUGUCUUGUUUGUUCCUAACACAAGAAAAUUCUACAAUAUGGUUUUCUAGUGCCAUGUGACUUCUUUUAGUUUUAACUUUGUAAAUCCAUAGUACUCAUGUAUACUCGC